GUGGGCACAGGUGGGUGGCACUGGUGGGCACAGGUGGGUGGCACUGGUGGGCACAGGUGGGUGGCACUUCUGGGCACAGGUAGGUGGCACUGCAGAGUGGCACAGGUGGGGGCACUGCUGGGCACAGGUGGGGGCACUGCUGGGCACGGGUGGGCGGAGCUAGUGGGCGCACUGCUGGGCGGAACUUGCGGGUGUCACUGCUGGGCACCGAUCAUCAGGGCACUGAUCAUCAGUGCCCUGAUGAUUGGUGCCGAUCCCCGCUCUGACAACUGCCGGUUCUCGGCAGUACUUUCCUCACGAUCUGACAGCGUGAGGAAAGUGCAGCCGAGAACCGGCACUUGC
Staurois parvus is the source of this 342-nucleotide messenger RNA. The record is from the annotation of a GenBank genome assembly. NCBI's taxonomy places the organism in Eukaryota, Metazoa, Chordata, Amphibia, Anura, Ranidae.